This is a messenger RNA of Spea bombifrons (plains spadefoot toad), 972 nucleotides long. RefSeq names its product olfactory receptor 51E1-like. Lineage: Eukaryota; Metazoa; Chordata; Amphibia; Anura; Pelobatidae. The record is from RefSeq and is a predicted model, not a curated record. Gene Ontology annotation, cellular component: membrane. Gene Ontology annotation, molecular function: olfactory receptor activity; G protein-coupled receptor activity. The coding region runs from base 1 to 972 and encodes 323 amino acids. Gene Ontology annotation, biological process: G protein-coupled receptor signaling pathway. The transcript is spliced from 2 exons.
AUGACAUUGACUUCUCUUGGCCAAAUAUCGUCAAACAUCACCGGCUUCAUCCUCAGCGGGAUUCCGGGUCUAGAAGACUACAAUUUCUGGAUCGGUUUUCCUGUGCUCUCUAUGUACAUCGUGGCUGUCUUAGGGAACUGCACCCUCAUGUACACCAUCAAGACCGAGCCGGACCUACACGAGCCCAUGUAUAUCUUCCUCUUCAUGCUGUCCGCUGUCGAUCUCUUCUUAGCCACCACAACCAUGCCCAAAAUGCUGGGGAUCUUCUGGUUAAACUCUAGAGAGAUCUCCUUCAACAUGUGCCUGGUCCAGAUAUUCUUCAUCCCCUUCCUGUCAACUCUGGAGUCUGGAAUCCUGGUGGGAAUGGCUGUAGACCGCUACAUGGCUAUCUGCCACCCUUUGAGAUACUCCGCCAUUUUGACCAACAAAAACAUAAUAAAACUCACCCUGAUGAUUGUGGUCAGGGGGUCAGCGGUCAUGAUUCCCUUCCCGUUGAUUAUCAAGAGACUCCCUUUCUGCAGUGCUAAUGUCCUGACGCACUCCUACUGCCUUCAUCAGGAGGCCAUGAAGUUGGCCUGCGCCGAUAUCCGAGUCAACAUUAUCUAUGGUCUGUUUGGAAUCCUCUCUGUGAUGGGCGUAGAUUCGCUCUUCAUUUCCUUAUCCUACUUUCUAAUAAUCAAGGCCGUAGUUGGCCUGGUGGAAGAAGCCAGUCUAAAAGCUUUCCGUACAUGCGCGGCUCAUAUCUGCGCCGUCCUCGUCUACUACAUCCCGCUGAUCGGCCUGUCCGUGGUACACAGAUUUGGAACCGCCGCUGUCCCAAACCUACACAUACUCUUUGGGAACGUUUACCUCCUCGUACCCCCCGUAAUUAACCCCAUCAUUUACGGCAUUAAAACAAAGCAGAUUCGCGGCAAACUGCGCCGGAUUUUCUGCAAGAGAAUGAAUUGGACCAAAACUCCCGGGAACCUGUAA